AUAAUGUGAUACAAAAAUCAUAUGCAUGUAACACGUAUGUAUGUACAUAUGUACUGACGUAUGUGUGUACUAAUCCAAGUGAUUCAGAAUAACGAUAACUGAGAACACUUUCAGCAGUUCACUCACCUGUCAUUUACUUAUUUGCUCGGAUGGAAAUAAUUUCUGUUCAGCCAGUACAUAUGUACAUGUAUCUAUAAAAAUAGUUAGAAACUUGCAAUGGAAAAAUUGGAAAUCUUGUCUGCUUCAGUAGUAGGAAACUCUCUCAUUCUACACAAAAUUCUGCCUUACCUUCCCCUUCGAGACGUGAAAAAUUUUCGAUUAGUUUCCCCCUUCUGGGGACACGAGGGGCUCAAAUACCUUUUAAAACUUUCAUGCGUGGAAUUUCCAACGUGGGACAUAACAAGAAUCACCAAUUAUACAGCCGCUGCCGACGCCGAGAAAAUAUUUGCUCAUCCCAACUUGAGAAUUUGGCAUAACCGUGGACCUAUCGAAAACUGGCAACCCGUUUUAAACCUCCUUCAGAAAUAUGCCGGAAAUAUUCGGUGGUUAAGUUUGAGAAUUGAGAUUCGGGAUUUACAAUGUCUAAACAUUUUACCUCUGACUAAAUACCUCGAGGUGUUGGAGAUUCAUUUUACUACGCUAACCAUGUUACAAUUAGAAGAAGUUGAAGAAAAUGUAGGGAUCAUUCCAAAAUUUGGAUUUUUGAAAAAUGUACUCCUUAGAGUCUUUCUAAAAUCAAGCGAGGAAUUAGGUCGACCACACUCUUUGUUCACCGUAUUGAACAAAUUCGAGAUAUUCAAAGCCAUUCAAAAACUGGAAGUAGUGAUCGAUCCCAAAGUACCUGACUCGAUUGGGUCCAUUAUUUUAGAAGAGGUCCUAAAAUCAAGAAACUUAACAAACCUGAAUCACAUACGUCUACCAAAUGUCAGACCUGGGAUGCUUCAAAAAAUACUAGGCCGGGAAAAUAUUUCUCUGAAGCGUUUCGAACUUGGUAACGUUCCCCAAUCAGAGUUUGUCUCACUUUCUGAAAUUUUAGGAAGGAACUCGGCAACUUUAGUCAUUUUAGAAAUUGGAUUUCAAAUACUCGAUCUGAAUGAACAAUUUGCCGAGGAAAUUCUCCACAUUCCGAACCUUCCAGAAUUAAGGCGAUUACAAUUUGGACCUGAGCCGUGUGGCGUGAUUUGUCAUCCACGUGGAUCCGAUAGACGUCAGAGCAACUCAAAACGACGCCUCAAUGAGAGAGGAGUCAAUCGUCGUGUCCAGUUGCUAAGGUGUAUUGAUGGGUUUGAUAUUUUCAACAGAAUCACAUCAAAUAUAAUUCAGGGUGGUGGUACUGCUUUUCAAACCAAAUUUCCAAAACUGACGCAUCUCGAGUUAAAGGUUGGAGGAUUCAAAGAUCAUGAAUUUUUUUGUUCAGAUGAAUGGAAGCACGUAGUCCUUUCCCAGAUUAAAGUAUUAUCUGUUGAGUUUCGAAACCUGGCAGUUACUAAAGAUGCCUAUAACCGAGUUGUGGAUCGUCUACUUGAAAUAUUCCCAAACGUGAGGCAUCCUUAUGAAAAUUGGUCGGGACGACAGCCACCAUUAAUUUUACAGUAAUCUUCAGCUUCGUCACUUCCAUCACUGCAAUCCUUCCGGCCAUCGCAGACGCCACGGACGGCGAUACAAUUCCCCCCACCACAUUGGAAAGUAGACUAUGAAAAAUGAAGAUUACGCUAUUUUUUGUCUUUUUUGAGACGAAUUUUUUAGGACCUUGUCAUUUUUGCAGGGACAAUUUAAUUCGUCGCUUCGAUCAAGACAAUCAAACUCCCCAUCGCAAAGGAAGUCGUUCUUAAUACAAGCACCGUUCCCACAUUUAAACUGGAGUUGAGAAAAAAUAAAUAAAUAAAUCAGAAAUUACAAA
Messenger RNA from Folsomia candida, 1900 nucleotides. RefSeq lists its product as uncharacterized. NCBI's taxonomy places the organism in Eukaryota, Metazoa, Arthropoda, Collembola, Entomobryomorpha, Isotomidae. The transcript has 5 exons. The record is from RefSeq and is a predicted model, not a curated record. The coding region runs from base 217 to 1596 and encodes 459 amino acids.